GAGAGCUGCACACGGAGGGAAUAUUGUGCUGCUGAGUAACUGCCUCUUUUGUUUCAGACCUUCCCACCCUGAGUUUAGUGGAACCUUUCCCCUGCUAUAUAGCACUGGGUGUACCUGGUGCUUUGUUCACUUCUUUUUUUAUGAUCCAAGUAUUGUGAUUGGUGACCUUGGCUUAUUCUUUAGGUUAUUCUAGACCGGCAGGUAAGAAAAUAUGGAAGGGCUGAAUCCACGCAGUGUCCUCGUGACGGGAUGUAAUCGGGGCAUCGGCUUGGAGAUGAUCAAACAGCUGGCUGAGAAAAGCAACCCACCACAAUGGAUCUUUGCAACCUGCCGGGAUCCAGAGGGACCACGUACUCAGGAUUUGAGGAAUCUGGCUGCUCAACACCAGGAAAUUGUGAUCAUCCCACUGAACAUUACCGAUCCAUCCAGUAUCAAGUCAGCUGUAACCAUGGUCACAGAGCGGUUGAGUGGAACUGGGUUGCAUCUGCUGAUCAACAAUGCAGCCGUUGGCUCAACUGAUUCCAAGCUGGAAUUUCAAACGCCUGAAGAAAUGGCUGAGGUCUACAAAACCAACGUCAUUGGGCCCAUGAUGAUUAGCCAGGCAUUCCUGCCUUUGCUGAGAAAGGCAUCUCAGGAAAGUCCUAAGAAAGGGAUGAGCUGCAGCAAGGCCUCCAUUGUCAACAUGUCCAGUCAAGCAGGUUCCAUCACAGAUGUUUACCUGUGGAAAUACGGACAGGUUCUUCCUUACCGUUGCAGCAAGGCCGCUCUGAAUAUGCUGACACGGUGCCAAUCGUUGGCAUGUAGCGAGGAUGAGAUUCUCUGUGUCACAUUGCAUCCGGGAUGGGUGAUCACCGACAUGGGAGGCAGUAUGGCUGAAAUGACAGCGGAGUCAAGUGUAGCAGCUAUCCUAAACCUUCUGGCUCAUCUUUCUGAAAAGGACUCUGGCACUUUUCUGAACUGGGAAGGAAAAGUCCUUCCAUGGUGAACAACCGAACAGUCUUCUUGUUUGAGGAAUUGGACAAUCCUGUUAUUCAGGGCAAUGUAAAUAUUUAUCUUGCGUUAUUUGUUAAUUACAUGAACUUUUGUCCCCAAAUUGUCCUGGCUGGUUCUUCUUCUUUUUAGCUGCCCUGGUUGCUAAAUUCAUGAGACUGGAAACAUCUCACUUGUUUAAUAUUUUCAACCCAAAUGGCGGAAGGCUUUGAGGCACUUAUCAAUUGACUCUUUCAGGAAUUAAUCCAGAUUGCAAAAAAAAAAAAA
This is a messenger RNA of Crotalus tigris (Tiger rattlesnake), 1257 nucleotides long. Its product is annotated as C-factor-like. Lineage: Eukaryota; Metazoa; Chordata; Lepidosauria; Squamata; Viperidae. The transcript has 7 exons. The record is from RefSeq and is a predicted model, not a curated record. Bases 212 to 985 code for a protein of 257 amino acids.